Juglans regia (Persian walnut) is the source of this 5442-nucleotide messenger RNA. RefSeq lists its product as uncharacterized. Gene Ontology annotation, biological process: defense response. Gene Ontology annotation, molecular function: protein binding; ADP binding. Bases 1 to 5442 code for a protein of 1813 amino acids. The transcript has 15 exons. NCBI's taxonomy places the organism in Eukaryota, Viridiplantae, Streptophyta, Magnoliopsida, Fagales, Juglandaceae. The record is from RefSeq and is a predicted model, not a curated record.
AUGAUAAAGAACAGACUUUUCAGUAGAAAGGUUCUUAUUGUUCUUGACGAUGUGGAUAAAGAACAACAGCUAGAAGCAUUAGCAGGGAAUCAUGACUGGUUUGGUCCAGGGAGUAGAAUCAUUGUAACAAGUAGAGAUGGGCAUUUGUUAAAAAGACAUGUUGAUGAUAUAUACAUGGCUACGGGCCUUGGACAUGCGGAUGCUCUGCAGCUCUUUUGUUGGAAAGCCUUCAAGAAACCUUACCCUGAGGAAAAUUGUGUGGAUCUAUGCAAGGAGUUUGUGAAAUAUGCUAAUGGACUUCCUUUAGCUCUUAAAGUUUUAGGUUCUUCAUUGUAUGGUAGAGGAACAAAUGAAUGGGAAAGUACCCGAGAUAAACUAAAAGCAAAUCCUAAUAGGGAAGUUUUAGACAUACUUGAAAUAGGUUUCCAUAGCCUUGGGGUUGCAGAGAGACGACUAUUUUUAGAUAUUGCAUGUUUCUUCAAAAGAGAGAUAAAAAAAGAUCUCAUAAUAGAUUUAUUGGAAAGUUCUGGUUAUCCCCCGCACAUUGACAUUGCUAUUCUUGUAGACAAAUCUCUACUUACUGUCUGCGUUGGAAAUAGUUUCUCGAUGCAUGAUUUGCUACAAGAAAUGGGGCAAGAAAUAGUUCGACGUGAAUCUCCUGAAGAGCCUGGCCGACGUAGUAGGUUGUGGCUUCUUGAAGACGCCCUUGAAAUGUUGAGCAAUAAUACUGGAACAAAUGUUGUUGAAGGGAUAGUACUAAACUCACCAUUUCAAAAAGAGGAAAACUUGAAUGCGGAAACCUUCUCAAAGAUGAAAAAGUUGAGAUUACUUAAAAUUCGUUAUGGGCAGCUUCCUGAAGACCUCAGUUAUCUUUCUAACGAGUUAUGCCUUUUGGAAUGGUUUGGAUAUCCUUUAAAAUCCUUCCCAAGCACUUUCCAACCUGACAAACUUGUUGAGCUAAGAAUGCCUUGCAGUCAAAUCAAACAGCUUUGGAUUAAUGGAACCAAAGUUGAUGUGAGGUUAUGCAAGUUAAAACUCAUUGAUCUGAGUUAUUCUCGAAACUUGGACAAGAUGCCAAACUUUAAUAAGAUCCCAAAUCUUGAGAAGCUAAUUCUUCAAGAAUGUACAAGCCUGUCUUCGGUCCACCAGUCCAUUGGAGUUCUCAGACGGCUUAUUGUAUUGAAUCUUCAAGGUUGUAAGAGUUUUGCCAACCUUCCAGAGAGCAUCGGAAGUAUGGAAUGCCUCAUGGAGCUUGAUGCAAGUGAAACUGCUAUAACUCGAAUACCAUCCUCUAUUUCGUUACUGAAGAACCUCCAAAAUUUGUCUUUUCACGGAUGUAAAGGUCUGGCACAUAAACCAUGUGAAUCAAUCUUCUCUAGUUGGUUGUUACAAAAGGAAAGCUCGGAUCCCAUAGGCAGAUUGUCGUGGUGUAAUACCUUCUCAAGUUUAAGCUCUUUAAGAUCACUAGACCUAAGUGACUGCAAUCUUUUGGAUCGUGCAAUCCCCGGUGACCUUAGUGGCCUAUCCUCAUUGCAGUCAUUAAAUUUAAGUGGGAACGAAUUUUCAAGCUUAACGGAUGGCAUAUGUCAAGUCUCCAAACUUAAAGAAGUUUUCUUCAGAAAUUGUAGCAAGCUUCAAGCAUUGCCAAAGCUUCCAUCGGGUAUAGCGAUUGUAUGGGCUGAAAAUUCUGUCUCGCUGAACAUUUAUUCUGAUCAAAUUUACUUGUGGUGUUCGAGUGAACAAGUCGUGACUCUUUGUUGCUCUAGAAUGCAAUCUUCUGAAGAGAAGUCACGUAGAUCUCUUUUAGUCACAGACCCCGACCGACCGAAUCCAUCGUUGCGUCUAAUCCUUAAGAAUUAUUUUCAAUCUCCCAAUGUAAGAUGUGGCCCUUCGUGGGCGGCUGAAAUCCCAAAGUGGUUCGACAAGCAAAGCACUAGUUCCUCUGUAACAACGCAGAUGUAUCCAACAUCGUGCGGUAAUGAGUGGUUUGGAUGUGCUCUGUUUGUUAUUUAUAAAGUCCAUGAGCUUGAGACUUCGAAUUUUAGGAGUUCUGAGAGAAGUGACACUACUUUGGAUUUGAAGGAUCUUCACCAGUUUGUUUGUGAUUUUGAGACUAAGAAAGGUCGUCUAAAACAACCAUUGGUUCUUAAUAACCCUAAAGUCCAUUUUGUUGGGCCAACUGGGUUUUGGGUAUAUAUACCAUAUGUGUGGUUUUCGAAACAAUCAAAUAAUCCGCAGAGAAAAGAGAAAAAGAAACGAUCAAAUUAUAAGCCAGAUAGAUGGAGGUACAUUGUGGCUUCAAUUACAACAGGCAGUCCGGGCGUGGAGGUGAAAAAGCUUGGGAUGCGUAUAUUAUAUGGACAUAAAGAUGUUGAAGAGUUUGCCGAAUCUAUAGAUCGAUGCUCUUUAGGGGUUUUUUCUGGAGAACGUUCAACUUUUCGAAAAGUUGCACAAUGUAUGUCGAUUUUGCCUUCUCGUCAUGUGGGUGAGGCAGAAUGUGUUUCCAUGACUUGCAUUCCUUGCCCCUUAUCAAAUGAGGAUCAUGGGCUGAAAGGUGUCCUUCUUUCGUUGCUUUUACAAUACUUCGAGGAGAAUUCAUCGGUUUCCCAUGACUCAAAAUUAACUUCCCGUAACUUUUCUUGUCUUUUGUCUACGGAUGAUGGCUGCAUUCAAUCUUCUACAAUAUUUCCCCUCACCAGAGACAUUUUUCGUGAGUCACAUCGACUUUUGGUGUUUCACAUACCACGUCUGUCUUUUACCCAUAAGUUAAAUCAACAAAAUGCAAUUCGGGCUUUAUUUGGAACCUCCAGUUCAGAUGUGGAGGCACACGUGUGUGGAAUGCGAGUAGUGUAUGAGCACCAAGUGGAAGGCUUUGUUCAAACAGUGGUUGACUGCAUCUUAGGUAGUCCGAAGGGAUACCAUCAAGGUUAUAAGCGAAGUCUUGUACAUCAAGUGAACAGUGAUAUGCCAAGAAAUGUUCAUCGGGGUGAAUUUGAAUCUGAAUCUGGAAAUGCAUCUGGAAGAAAAACGCCGAGUACUAGUCAUUCUAAUUACUCUCCCACAUCGCAAAGGCUGAGGAUAUGCACGUCGACUGAAUCCUUGCCAAAGCUUCCAUCAAGUGUUGAACACCUAGCGGACUGCUUUGAUCAUCAGCGAGUUUUCAAUAAUUGUUUUCCACAAAGUGAUAUUCCGAAAAGUUUCUGCAGUCACCCUGGUCCUUUGCUGACAUUCCGGCCAUGCCCAGAUUUAUACAGUAGUUCUGAUUGGCGUGGAAUUGCAGUGUGUGCCAUUUUCACAUUCCUCAAGCAUUCCACGCUUGUCCAUAACGGUACUCUAGGUUUGGAAAUUUGUCGUGGCCUUACUUGUUAUUUUGGAAGCGAUGUAGGUUGGACAAUAUCGAUUCACAAGAACAACACCGAGUCAGAAUUUACCAAAUCUAGUUGGUUAAAUCAAUGUGAAUUCCUUUGGCUAUUGUAUAUACCGCGUGUUUCGAUUCUAGAAAAGCUGAAACCGUGGAAUCUCUUGAAGGCCUUAUUUGUAAGCAAAAGCCAAGGCCUAAUGGUGCAGAAGUGUGGGCAUGCUGAUCUAGUGUACCAGCAAAACGUGGAUGAGUUUGUGCGAAUGAUAACUCACUGCUCAUCCACGUUUCCUAACAAGUCCCAACCAGUCCAUCAGUUUUCAGUAGAUGACUACAGAAACAGGGAGGAAAACUAUAAUGAUGAAGGAGAAACCAGUGUAAGCAGAAGCUCUAGUGAUCAUAGGUUAAGAAGACGCAUUUUUCAGGGGGAAUCCAAUUCAACUGCCAAUUCCUAUACAAACAGUGAUAAACAGAUAAAGAACGCUAGCAAUUUUCUUCUAAAAAACUUUGAGAACUUGUUCAGCCAUCGCAGUGCCGGACCCAGCGUGACAAUUGACUUUCCUUCAAAUUUUUGUGACGCUAACGAUAUCGCGGGAUUGGUUCUCUGUGCUACAUUCUCGGUACCAGACGAGUAUCCACUUGAUCAGUUUCUCGAAAAUCUGGAAUCACAAGUACCUUACGGUCUUAUUUGUCGACUUCUAGAUGCAAAUUUAUGUUUCAUGAAAUUUCACCAUACGUAUUGUCCCACUAAAGAAGAACUCAAGUGGAUAUCACAUCUACGUGGAUUCAAUUGGCUGUUCUACCUACCGUAUUGGUGGCUUUUGGAUAGGAUGUUAGGUUGUCAUCGGUUAACGGCUUCAAUGGCAACCAACUGGCCGUGCCUGGUGGUUCAGAAGUGUGCCCUCCGGGCGCUGCACCUGCAAGAUGCGCAAAAGAUGUUUCAAACAGUGUACCAUUCAUCGGUCUCAUUUUUUGACAACUGGCAUCUCUUCCACAAAGAUAUAGUCCGUGAAGAAGAUUGUAUACGUCCUAUGGAAACAUUCUCAACUGAAAUAGAAGAAUGCGAUCCCAUGGAUCCAGGUUCUACCUGUAAUGCUCGUCCGGCCACAUCGGCUGAGAACCAAGUCUCUAAAACCAACUCAACCAUCCUGCAUGAAAGAAACUUCAAGUCCUUGCUUUUAAGAAUCUUUGAGAGUGGUUCAGCCAUCACCGUGGUGGUAGUUCUGCGACUAUACAGCUACCUUCAAAUAUUCAUGGUGAAAUUGGAUACUGGUAUAGGAAGCCUGGAUCCUCCCCAUGUCUUUCCCAUAACAGAAGAAAAACUGACUUGGUUUUAUCCUCACGGAUUCAUUUGGCUGUCCUAUAUACCAUGCCGGUCAGUAAGAGAUUUGGUGGGACAAUGCAGACGGAUUGAGGCUUCAGUUGUAAGCGAUUGCCCUCGCUUGAUGGUGCUGGACUGUGGCCUCCGUCUCUUAUACCAUCAAGAUUCAGAAGAGUUUGAGCAAACAAUUAUCAAGUGCUUGACCUCACCUUUUCCCAAUAUGAAUCUUAUCCUUCAGUCAGUGGCGACUGAUACUGGAUCAAAUGACAUGCAAAACAACGACGUCUGCAUUAAUUCCUGCGAGUGGCAAAGCAGUAUCACCUUUCUAUUUUACAGGACUUUGAUCGAUGAUCUGUGUAUAAUUCCUGUUUCCCCCCUUGUGAAAUUCUGGAGUGUCGACAAGGAGGACUUGGCUGCUAUCAUCGAAAAUCUUGAAAUUACUUCACAGCUGGAACUUAUUUGUCAUCUGGAAACUGAUAUUGGUAGCGUGGAACCUCUCCAUGUCUACCACCCCACUAAAGAAGAUUUCAUGUUGUUUCAGCUGGAAGUGUGGAUUCCGUCUUAUACACACCUGCACGAUGAGGUUGAGUUUAAGCUAACAAUAAGGCAGUCCGUGGCCUCAUUUUCUGAUGCCUGGGGUCUAAUUCGUCGGUUGGGGACUGAUAGCAGACAAGGCAUUAAACGAAAGCGUAAGGAUGGUACAUUAUACAAGACCCAUUGCUAUAUUGCUCAAAGACAUGAAGGCGAAACGUGCGCAUUGUAG